Trypanosoma rangeli is the source of this 1908-nucleotide messenger RNA. RefSeq lists its product as uncharacterized. Bases 1 to 1908 code for a protein of 635 amino acids. NCBI's taxonomy places the organism in Eukaryota, Euglenozoa, Kinetoplastea, Trypanosomatida, Trypanosomatidae. The record is from RefSeq and is a predicted model, not a curated record. The transcript has a single exon.
AUGGAAGGCCCCUGUAAGGGACAGAUGAACCGGGGAGGAGCGUACCAAGUGAGGUUUUAUGACUCCUCCGAUGACGAACAGAAUGUGCGGGUUGCGGAGGUGAUGCCGGUGGUAGACGAUACCCCGUCAGUGACCGGGUCGUCCUCACCGGCAAAUCAUCGCCAACAGCAGCAACCUCCCUCAUGGAUAAGAAGAGCCGCCCACGGCGCUGUUACGUACCUCGCAUCAGCGCUGCUGCCUCACGCGCCUGCGCCGGCCAACGAGCAACUCACCAUCGCGAGGACUUCGCCCAGUUCUUCAAAUGGAAGCGGUGACUGGGGCUACAGGGACUAUUGUAGAUCACCAUUUCACGAGGAGACGCCACCACCCGAUGACUCCUUGGCUCCCUCCGAGGACAUUACCGUUGACCUGCGUGAAAUGAUUCUCCAGUAUAGGCGUACUCCAAACGAUAUAUGCAAGCGUAUCAUACUUGCAGCACUUGACUUUAGAGAGGUUCAAAUCAACGGUGAUGUGUUUCGCGCCGCUGCUGGAAGCAGUGAGCUCAUUGGAACCUUGCUACGCUCAGGACGUGUCAACGUUGAUGAUCCUGAUGUGCAAGAAGUCAUUCAGGAAGAGAUUGAUUGCGUGUUGCGUGCUGAUGAAGUGGACCGGGCUUGCAUGUAUUCAGACAAAAUCGAGUAUCUGACGCUGCUGUGCCGUGUGCGUAGCGCAACUCUCACAAAGGAGCAGGCGCGCCAAUGCCGCCAGUCUGGCUUUGAAUACGCCAAGAUGCUUUACGACAAUCCGCAUCUUUUACGAAAUAUUCCCCCACCUAGUUGGAUUGUGGCGCGUAUAUUAGAUUUAUGCUCUGCCCUAACCAUGAUCAUCACGUGGCUUGGUUUGGCUGCUACUUUGCUGAACCUUGUGUCCAUUGGUUGGCUCAUGUCCAUUUGGUUUUGCAGCACUCGUCCCUCGUUUGGUUACUGGACGGCACUUUGCUACGUGGCCGGGUACGUGGGCAGUAUCGUUGUGGUGAUGAUCUCUGAAGGGGGUCGUAUUCGUGACUAUAGUGACCUCCUCUGGGACUACCCAGACAAUUCGCUAAAAGUGGUUCCUUGCGUCCCUAUUUUUGAGAUCGCUCUCUUGUAUGUGACACUGCGGUACGAACUUUUGCAUGACAAGGCAAAAUACUUUGUCAUACGACAUGACUUGUACAAUGGUCUCUCCAAUGUUUUGAUUAUUAAUACGUAUUUAUUCGCCACACCGCAGUUGCUGUUGCAGUUUUAUCUGAUCACGUUGCAUGACCAAGGGGCGAAGCAGCUUGCCGCCUAUAAGCUCCUCGCUUCUGUAAACUACACAUUGUAUUUGAUGUCCAUGUUCCUGUUCAUGUGGAACACCUUGUUCCAGUACUCCUGCAACAGUUUUGGGUUUGCUGUGAUGGCGGUAAAACAGGCUCGGUUGAUGCCCAUUGCUAUCACCACCCGUAUCCUUAUUGUCACAACGCUAUUUUACCUGGAGUAUAACGUUGUCGCCUGUUUGAUGUCGCUUAGCUUCAUUUAUAUGUGUUCGUUGGGUGCAAUUAUUUUCAUUGCCGUUAUGGUGGCACUGAUCGUAUUAGUGAUUAUCGGGCUGGUGUUAGUCAUUCGGCUGGAGGCCACAAGACACCUUUGGGUCGUGUGUUUGCCUCCUAUUUUGAUGCAGGUGGCCUUUAGCAUAUACAUUGGUCUCGGGGAUGCUCGCAACGAUAGAAAUGCUUGUAAACUUGUGGCGAUUUCCGCUUUAAUUGCGCCACCGUUUGCGAACAUGGCGCUUGCUUUUUUUUGCAUUGCAUUUUUUUCCUGGGCGGCUGUUGCACUCUACGGUAAGUUAACGGGAAAGCAGUCGUACCUGCGCUGGGACAACCACUUCUACUGGUCGCGUGGACGAUGA